Molecule: messenger RNA, 3030 nt
Organism: Scatophagus argus
Lineage: Eukaryota; Metazoa; Chordata; Actinopteri; Scatophagidae
Gene: ttyh2l
Product: tweety homolog 2, like
Exons: 14
Coding region: 355-1959 (534 amino acids)
Cellular component (GO): plasma membrane
Molecular function (GO): volume-sensitive chloride channel activity; intracellularly calcium-gated chloride channel activity
Source: RefSeq, a predicted model, not a curated record
AGUUUCCAACUCCCCAGUGGACCUGACGCCACUUGACUACAAAAUGUUUGUCACGCCUUCUUUGAUCAGGGAGGCAGGUUCACGCAGUCACUCGAUCCCGUGUCUCUGAUACACACGCCCGGCCCGCUCUGAAGCUGUACAGUUGUUUUAGCAGUUGCACAACUCACCAGUUCAUACAGACCUAUGGGAACCGGAGUGUAGUAAUAAUGCACUGUGUUGCUGGAUGGUGACUCUACGCUCGUCGCGUUUAUGACAUUUUCUUUACUUUUCGCAUAUCCUGGGAAUAUUUGAGUGCCAAGGUCUCAACGGGAAGCGCGCGGUCACAGGUUCGGUGGACUGACUUUCCAAGGAGGAAUGGCCACUGCCAGGCUUGAUUACGUUGCUCCGUGGUGGACUUACUGGCUGCACAAUUUCCCUCACUUUAAUUUCUUUUUCCAGUCGGUCGACAACACAUUCAAACCGGAGGAGACGAGCUAUCAGCAGUCUCUGAUAGUUUUCGCAUGUGUUGGUGCGGUGGGCCUGGGUCUGAGCCUGCUGUUUUUGACUGCAUACCUGAUCUGCACGUGCUGCUGCUGCAGGGACAUAGAUGAAGAUGUCAAAAGGCCUGAAACCUGCUGUGUCACCUGGGCUGCCGUCAUCACUGGUCUCAUCAUGUGCUCUGCUGUAGGAGUGGGUUUCUAUGGAAACAGUGAGACCAAUGAUGGGGUGUACCAGCUGACCUAUUCGCUCUACAGUGCCAAUCACACAUUGGGUGGCAUCAACAAUCUGGUUGCAGGAUCUCUGGCCAAUGUGGAAACUGGACUCAAACAGCACCUAGAACGGCUCGAUGAAAUCUUUGCUGCAAGGUCUGACUACCUCCAGACUCUGCGCUUCAUGCAGCUGAUGGUCAAUAACGUCAUCCGCGAGCUGACUGCUCUGCCGGAUAUCAAUAAAACCAAUGUUGACUUGGCAGCCAUUGCUGACCAAACAGCCUUCAUUGAGUACUACAGAUGGCUGACCUAUCUGCUGCUGCUGAUCCUGGACCUGAUCAUCUGCUUGGCCAUGUGCUUGGGGAUGGCCAAGCAGCCCCGAUGGCUGCUCAUUGCGAUCAUGGCUUUUGUAGUGCUGUCUCUGAUCAUGAGCUGGGCCUCACUGGGUGCGGGAACUGCUACAGCUGUGGGCACCAGUGAUUUUUGUGUGGCUCCAGACAAGUUUAUUGUGAACAAAACCAAGGAUUUCCUCAGCGCAGAUGUUGCACACUAUUAUUUGUUCUGCAGUCCGAAUCUACCAAACCCCUUCCAACAGUCUUUGACAAUCUGCCAGCGUUCUCUGACCACCAUGCAAAUCCAGAUCCAGGGCUUGCUGCAGUUCUCCGUGCCUUUCUUUCCCACUGCUGAGAGAGACCUUUUGGGGAUCCAGCGACUGUUGAACUCCACUGAGUUCAGUGUACACCAGCUAACAGCCUUUCUCGACUGCCGCGGGCUGCACAAGAACUACCUUGAUGCCCUAAUGGGUGUGUGCUAUGAUGGGGUGGAAGGCCUCCUCUACCUCUCUUUGUUUUCUCUGCUGGCUGCCUGUGCACUCUCUGCCAUGCUGUGUGCAAUUUUCAGACUGUGGACUCUAAUGGGCAGCAGAGACAAAGAGUAUGAUGACAUAGAUGAGGAGGACCCUUUCAACCCCCAAGCGCGACGGAUAUCCUACAACCCCAGAAGGUCCAACAUCCACAGUUUCUGUAGCUAUACAAGCAGCCUCGGUAGCCAGGCCAGCCUUCAUCCACCCCCGCAGUCUGCUUCUAAUGUCAUACCACCUCCUGAGUACAUGAAUCAGUCCAUGCUGUUUGGAGGGAGUCCUCGAUAUGAGAACGUGCCACUGAUAGGGAGAGGAUCCCCACCUCCGUCGUAUUCGCCCAGUAUGAGGACCACCUAUCUGUCUAUGACUGAUGCCCAGAUCAGACACUUCGGGACUGACUUCCAGGUGUAGCCUGCUACCUACUGAAUCCUUUUCGGAGAAGCGUUGUCUGAGGCUCUGGAUCCUUAUCAAGGAGGCUCUCUUUAAGGCAUAGUCCUGUUUAUGGGAGCUGCAUCUCGCUGUCCCAAUCUGAGACAUGAAAGCAGGCCAUAUGACCUCAGUAACACACUGAUGCAGUGCUUUGGAAGCCCUGCAUGCGGUUUUGAACAGAGACGGCCUGUAUACAGGUUCACCUCGAGACUGUUGUGAUGUUUGGAAACACUGUUACUCCAGUUUAAGCAUUUCCAUGAGCCAAAUCAAGAGCCUUUGAACUGAUUAGAUUGCAAUUUUUUUAUUUUAUUUUGUUAUUUAUUAUUUUGUUUUUGCUUUUUUCCCCCCUGUUAUUCUGGUGGCCUGCAUGGAUGUGAUCAUCAGCAUGGGCAGUAUUUCUGAUGUAAAGUGUGAUGUUGAAAAUGAACCUUAGACCUUCCAUCAUGGCAUUCUGAUUUUUUUUUUGUUUUUGUUUUGCUUGUUUUGUUUUUUUGUGAAGUCCCUACUCUUAUAUUUUGGGCCUUUGUGUAAUUUUUUUUUGGUGCUACAUGAAAUAAAAUAUCAUAUUUUCAAUCUUUUUGAACAAUUGUAAAAAAUCUUAUAAUCCUGUUGUGAACAGCCAAAGAUGCCACUAAGUUGACAUUAUUGAUCCGGUUUUGUUUUUCACUUUGUGAGUAUGUAACUGCCACAGGUUUAAACAUCUGUUUGUUCUUGUUGUAAUACUUUGCAGUGUAUGACCUGCUGAUCAGGGAUGAAUCAGGCAGUCAUAGCUGAGGGUUAUUUUGCUGUUUCGCUAAUUUUGGAGACAGUAUAGCAUGUGGGAAUUUCCCCUGGACAACAGGAUGGAAUUUGAUUCACCGCCAGGCAUGUGUUACUGUGCUGUGACACAGCUGAUAAAACAUGAAAUGAAUAUGCAGAAAUGCUCUCAGAUUCAUCCAGCCCCAGUGUCAUAUGAAAGAGAAAUUGUGUUCUUCAGAGGUUUGCUCUCCGCUGUUUUCUCUGUUGGAUAAUGUAUGAAACUAAUGUUUGACCAUAAAUAAUGCUGUAUUCAGA